AUGAAGCUCACGGACGGAGCGCCUUCUGCCCAAGUGGGCAUGAUGGGUUUUUCUCCUAUGCCCAAGACCCCGCCAAAGCCGCUCCAAUCUCGCCCUAUACCCGAGUGCGGACUCUCGCCCGACAGCCGAGCUGGGGUGGGGAUGAGGCGAGGUUGCGGCAGCGCAGGUAGUAGCACAGUAAGCAGUAGCACGAGCGGCCCUGGGGCUCGCGGCGGUGCGACGGGGCGCAGCAGCUCGGGAACUCCGUCAAUGCGUUCUUCUGUAGCCCGUCGUGUCAGUACUCCCGUAUCGCGUCCACUGUUGAGCCUUGGGGGGCUGUUAGGCAGCAAUUCAUUUCACACGGAGUACCGCGAGCAAAUGAGCCCUUCCUGGUGGCUGGGCGCCGCUGCCUGCAGCUCCUGUUGGCUGCAGCUUUCGCCUCCUCCUGAAGUCAUGGAGCUUGUCGAGAAAAAGAAGCUGACGGAGCAGUUCAAGACUGUUGAAGGCCUCAUUGACAGAGCCAGAAAUCGGAAGGGAGAAGUUCAGGCGCAGCCACCCCCCCGCCACGCGAAUUGCAUCGUGAACCCUGUUAAUUUGUGGUUGCGUUUUUUGACGCUUUCACCUCCGCUGUACGCAGCGCACGCGCCGAUGGCUGCGGUGUCACCGAAAACGCCUCAGACGGGUGAGCAUUCGGGGGGGGAUUCGGGCUGGGCACAGCCGCAAGAGACAGGAGAGGUUCAGGAGUACUGUUUGGGCAGCCCUGGGGAGCAGUUCUUGCCCAUUCUGUUCGAGGACUCGGGGGGCGCGGCGGAGUGUGUGCCGCCUGAGGAGCUGAUUACGUUUGAAGAAGACGCCCUGAGAGAAGUAGCCUCCCACAUCGAGGCCAAGCUCGCUCAUGCACUCAGCUGCAUGGUCCUGGCUGCGGCGGCCCGCACCAAAGCCGCAGCAGCGCAUGCGCAAUCGCAGCGGGCAGGGAAGGGCUCCAGCAGCGCCCCAGCUGCGUCACCAACCUUGCCCGGAACCACCCCAGUGGACCCGUCAGUAGAAGAGGAGCCCGAAGGUCCAGGAGGAAGUCCUACUGCAAUUUCGGCCGGCAGGCGCAGCGGCCCGAAGCGGCGUCGACCCAGUUUAACAGCAGCCAGACGGGGCUCCCGUUCUUCUUCUCCCCUGCGGGUAGGGCGUAGCAGCAGUCCGGCACACAAACCCCGCACCGCAGUUAGCGCUGCAGCCCCUGGGGCUCCGGGAAGCCCGACAACCUCCGCGGCUGUGAGGUGUCCUAAAGUGGAAGAUCCUUCGGCAGCCGCACGGGCAGAGGAAGCCCCUAAAGCACCUGAGGCGCCGGAUAACGACGGUGUUUUAAUUGAACUGGAGGAUCUCUUCGCAACAUACGGGCCAUCCCCGUCACUGCUGCGCCACCCAAACUGCUUUCAAAAGACCCCUGACCUGCUACGUCAGCAGCUCUACUGA
Eimeria mitis is the source of this 1446-nucleotide messenger RNA. RefSeq lists its product as uncharacterized. Lineage: Eukaryota; Apicomplexa; Conoidasida; Eucoccidiorida; Eimeriidae. The record is from RefSeq and is a predicted model, not a curated record. The transcript has 4 exons. Bases 1 to 1446 code for a protein of 481 amino acids.